Molecule: messenger RNA, 852 nt
Organism: Drosophila guanche
Lineage: Eukaryota; Metazoa; Arthropoda; Insecta; Diptera; Drosophilidae
Exons: 1
Coding region: 157-792 (211 amino acids)
Source: RefSeq, a predicted model, not a curated record
CUUUGGGAUGGGAGCUUUUCUUGCGAAAUAACUUGUAUGAUUUCGAGCUGCAACUAAACAAUCCGUGCAUUUAAGAGGUUGAGUUCCGUUAGUAUUACCUUAGUUGCUGCAGAGAUAUUCACACGGAAAGCAUUGUUAAAAAAAAUAACAAAAGCCAUGGAAGUCGAAACAAACAGUGGUGCUACCUCUAGUUCCACAAACCAAAAAAUUGAGUCAUCCCAAACUCCAGUGCUGAUUAUUUCCGAAAGACGUAGAGACACUCCUCGCACUAGGGGUAAAAAGAAGAAGGCUCCUCCUACUGAGGCUGCAGGGCAGCCCAAAAUCAGCACUAAAACAUUUCCAACGAUUCUAAGCAGAAUUCUGUUGAAAAGUAACACUCCACCUGUACUGCCACAUAACGAAAAUUUGUACACGAACCCCUUCACGCAAAAUCUGUGUUUCCUGUGCAUGGAGAAACCCGCCGAAAGGAAGCGCCUAUACCAUAUGUUCCUAUCGACGGAUAAGAAUCAUCGGGAGAACUACGACCGAGUAAAUGCCAUUUACAGCAAUCGAGCGGACAUCAAAGUCGUAAACCAAAUUUGCGUUGGUGCAAUCUGUGCACGGUCUCUGUACCGCAAAGUUCAAAAACACUUUAGCGAUGCUGUGUGGAACAAGCAAGGGAAUGUGUUCGAAGUGGAAAAGAUCGGAGAGAGAACCGUCUCUGCUGUGUCAGAUCAAGUAAAUAAGUUGCACAAUGAGGAAUUGGAAAAACUAUUUAAUUACAUAAAGUACUUGAGCAUUACAAAGAGCUGAGCAAAUACUACCUUUAACUAUCUGAAUUGUGAUAUAUUUUUUUACAUUAAAACUGCUUUA